AUGUCCACCAAAUGGGGGAAUUACGCCGACUACCACGGUCCAAACCAUGCUCCCGGUUCUCCGCCAUCCAUACAUGUGCGUGAUGUGCGGCUGACCUUGAUCGACCGCCUAGGGUUUGCGUUCAAGGGAAAGCGCUGCUUGGACGUAGGAUGCAAUGACGGAACCGUCGGCUGCCAGCUGGCCUUCGACUUCGGAGCGCUCCAAGUCGUCGGCAUCGAUAUCGACCCCAAUCUAGUUAGCCAGGCCGAAGAGCUGCUAGCACUCCGCGCUUCACGUGUUCGCCCUCCCACAGACGACUCCGAGCGCAUUGUGGACUAUUUCCCAAUGUCCGCCGUGCUGCGAUAUGGCCGCAAUCCGGCAGCCGCGCCUUCCACGUCCAAGUGGCCCCAUGUGCGCUUUAUCGCUGCGGACUGCGUCGUGUCGACGGACCCAGCCAUCUCGGGCCCUUACGAUGUGAUCCUGGCUUUAAGCGUGAUCAAGUGGAUUCACCUUGAACACCUCGACGAGGGGCUAGUGGCAUUCUUUCGACGGUGCGGAUCGUCGCUCGUGUCUGGCGGCUACCUCAUCGUCGAGCUCCAGACCUGGGAUUCGUAUGAAAAGUCUAUCCGUCCACACACGGCUCCACACUUUGCUGAGAGCCUAAAGCAAUUGAAAUACCGACCUGAAACAUCGUUUACCGAUUUAUUGCGAAACGAGGGCCUCAAUCUCUGCGCGACAUCCGAUCGGCUGCGGCGCCGGAUAAGUGUGUACCGCAAAGCGUGA
Trematosphaeria pertusa is the source of this 762-nucleotide messenger RNA. Its product is annotated as S-adenosyl-L-methionine-dependent methyltransferase. Lineage: Eukaryota; Fungi; Ascomycota; Dothideomycetes; Pleosporales; Trematosphaeriaceae. The record is from RefSeq and is a predicted model, not a curated record. Gene Ontology annotation, biological process: snRNA modification. The transcript is spliced from 3 exons. Bases 1 to 762 code for a protein of 253 amino acids. Gene Ontology annotation, molecular function: O-methyltransferase activity; RNA methyltransferase activity; snRNA binding.